GUUAGCGAGGCGGUAGAGGUGGGGCUGGAGGGGGUUUUCUUGUCAGGGCCUUCAGAGUCACCGCCGCCGUCGGGGUUGGUAAGGUUUGGAGAGCUAGGGGUGCGUUGGCUUUUCGCUGGGCUGCCCAGCUCCCCCCCCAACCCCCUCCUCCAGCACUCUAGCGGGCAAGCCGGUCGGCCUGAGGUCUCGAGGACCAGUGGCGCCUGAGCGGUGCGAUUCUGUGGGCGGGUCCGGGGUCCGGACUGUUCGGGGCAGGGUGCGGCCCUCGUUGGGUGGAAGGAGCUGGCGGGUUGGUGGGCCUGGCGGUUUACGUGCCCCGCAGAGCCUGCCUGUCAGUUUGUCCCAGCGGCUUGGAGUUGGGCCCCUUUGUACUUCUCGCACCUUACCCACGUUGUGACCAGAGCGCUCGUUUCCUUUAUAUUUUAGUUUGGCCGCAGUAUGGUCGUAGAGUCCAGUGCACAGGGAUUGUUUAUGUUUUGUUUUAUUUUUUAAAUAGCAAGAACUAUGAAUGCGUCGAGCUUUGGGGCGCUUGGUGAUGCUUUUUAGAUUCCCUAAGGCCAGUGAAUCCCCUUCCCCUCCCCCUCAUACUUUAUUUUUCCCCCUUUUACUUGAGUGCCUCCUUGGCACUCAAGCCUCAUUUUUUUUCUUUCUUUCUUUCUUUCUUUUUUUUCUUUCUUUCAAUAAGCCCACUGGAGCAGGCCCGGAAAAAACGAGUUUUCUGGUUUCUCCGCCUGGAACUAACUGGAGGAGAGGGAAGGCACUUUGAGUCUUAAGCUGCUUUCUUACUGUAGUUCCUACUUAUUUGAGAACCCGGAGAGCGGAGAGAUCUACUGAUGUUCCCAAUCUCUGGCCACUGUAUCCCAGCCCGGGAUGCUGCUCUGUGCUGCUCGGACACACAAUCUUGAGACUGUUUAUGACCAUAAGCUUUUCAAGAUGUCCAACAAAGAAUCUUGGGGCAAAGAAGAAAAGUCUCAGAAAAAAGGCACCACCUCUUCACCCAUUUUUGAUGAAGACCAAAAGGUGAAAAAAACUUCAGCAAGUUUGACUAGUUCAGAUUACUCUGUAACAUCAGUUCCAUCAGAGAAGAGAAAACUGAAAUCAGAUCAUACAGACAUUCUGUACUGUAAUACGAAAAGAAGACAAGAUCUGAAAAGAUCGAAUGUAAAAAUUGACAUGCCCAGCAAGAGACCAAAAAUCAAUUCUUCAUCUCAAGAACUUAUUAAACUCCAAGAAACAUCAUAUUCAAAUGAUAAUCAGAUUGUUUCACAGAGUGCUUCUUCAAGUGGACCUAAAAAAGAUAUUAAAGAUACUAAAUGGACAAAUGUUAGGAGUAAGCUUGACUAUGGAAUUAAGGACCUUAGCAGUCCUAAAAGUGCCAAAGAUGUGAAACCUAAAGCUGAAGACCAGGCAAAAGAAAAGAAAUGGCCUCAUUUAUUUGCUCAGAAGGAAAAGAUGAAAGAAACCAUGAAAGAACGGAUCAAUAAAUCUAGAGACAAUUCUGAAGAAUGUGUCUUGGUGAGAUGUAAGAAGUAUCAGUUUUCUCAGGAUUUUUGUUCCAACAAGAUAAUUAAGGAACACUUUGAAUCUAAAAGGAAGAAGAUCAGCUUUAAAAUCCCCCCAAAAUCCUGUAAUACCAUUCAGAAACUUGUAGGAGAAAAUGUCUUUAGUUUAGAGACUAGUAAGUCAAAGACUAAGUGGGAAGGAAAAGAAUGCCUGAAAAGCUCCCAGUCAUCACAUUUGUCCAGACACAAAACUGAACACUUGUACUCAGACUCCAAAUGUAACCAGGUUGCUCAAGAGCGGAAAGGAAAACCCCAUCAGGAGCAUCAGGAAACCAAAGACUCACAUUCCAGGGAAAACCUUGCCCAGAAUUUUGAAGCACCAUGUUCUUCAGUAUCACCUGAAAGUAUUCAAGACACAGAUCAAGAGAUGCAGAUAGUAGAAGAGCUUCAUGCUGCACGUGUAGGAAAAAAUGUGGAUUUACCUGUGGUUCCACCUUCUGGAGAGUUGAUGAGUAUGGAAAUUGACUUGGAAGACGAUGUGCAUUCUUCUGCUGCAAAUACUGCUUCAGACAAAAACCUUCUAAUUGUUAUUGACACGAAUAUUCUGAUGAAUCAUCUCAAAUUUGUUAGAAUUUUGAAGACAUCCAAAAUACCAGGGUUUGACAGACUUGUGUUAAUAAUUCCCUGGGUUGUUGUGCAAGAGUUAGAUCGAAUGAAGGCAGGAAAACUACUAAAACAUGCCCAGCAUAUAGCUAUCCCAGCAAUUCAUUUCAUCAACGACAGUCUUAGAAAUCAAGAUGGAAAGCUCUGGGGUCAGUCAAUACAACUUGCAUCUCAAAAGCUUUAUGGAUUGAGUGAUGAGAACAAUGAUGACCGAGUAUUAAAGUGCUGUCUUCAGUACCAGGAAUUAUGCCCGUGCUCUCUUGUUAUUCUGUGCACGGAUGAUAGAAAUUUAAGAAGCAAAGGCCUAAUAAGUGGUGUGAAGUCACUCAGUAAAGAAGAAUUGAGUGCAGAGUUAUUAAACUUAUCUCUGAACACAGAUAAAUGUCAUCAGCCUUGUAUUUCUAAGCAACAGUUGAAAGCAGAAGCAACAUCGCCAGAAGAGUGCUCUCAGGAAGAGUCUACAAAUUCUGGACUAUCCAUUCUACUUGAACACAUCCUAUGUGAUCUUGAAAAAUCUCUUGGAACAGCCUUAUCUUCAAUAUUAGAAACAGAAAUGAAAAUUGCUUUUGGAAACCUUUGGAUGGAGAUGCUGUAUUUGAAGCCACCAUGGACUCUGACACAUUUAUUACAGUGUUUUAAAAAACAUUGGUUGGCUGUAUUUGGAUUAGUUAUGGAAAAGAAGUUGCUUUUAACUGUUGAGAGCCUAUAUGAAAAUCUCUCUAAAGCUAAUAAUGCGGUGAAUUUUACAACAGUGAAAUUUCUACUUGAGGAUUCUAAAAGUUUGUUACAUGCUUUUAGUACAAGGUCAAAUUAUGAUGGUAUUCUUCCACAGACCUUCACUCAAGUGAACAAACUGCUGCAAACAUUUGCAGAGAUCAAGACAAAACUUAAGCCAGAUUCCCCAGAAACUACAGUGAUUAAAAAUCAGGAAGACACUUCUUUGAUGAAGUUUCAUAACCAAGAAAUCACUGUUUUCUCAGAAUCUCAUCCUACCCAACCCAACAGGCAUCAAGAAAUCUGGUCUAUCCUAGAGAAUGUUUGGAUUACAAUAUAUCAGGACAGCACAGAUGUGUUUCAGAUAUUGACCUCAAGUUCAGCUGUAAUUACUCCAAAAUUAGCAUCGUUUGAAGAAGCAUUUAUAUAUCUUCAGAAGUUAAUGGCAGCUGUGAAAGAUAUUCUUGAAGGAAUUCAGAGGAUUUUGGUCCCCAACAGUAAUUAUCAAGAUGUUGAAACCCUCUAUAACUUCCUAAUCAAGUAUGAGGUAAAUAAAAAUGUCAGAUUUACUGCUGAGGAACUUUAUGAUUGUCUUUCUCAAACUGAGUAUCGGGAAAAGUUAACCAUUGGAUGUCGCCAGCUGAUUGAGAUGGAGUAUACCAUGCAGCAAUGCAGUGCAGCUGUCUGUAUGGAAGUCAAAAACAGGAUGGUGUGAAGACAUGCUCCACCCAAGGACCUAAGUGCUGAGUGUAACUUAGGAGGAAAUGCAUUCUUCAUAAGUAACAGUAACUUUCAAUCUGGUCACUUUUUCUUUUGAAAAACUCAGGAAGAUUUUAAGAAAUGUUUCAUAGAUAUAAAAUUGGUAUUACUGACAAUCUCAAUGAAGCUCUAAAAAAAUGAAUGUUCCCUUGUGGAUACAUUUUGGACUCAGCUCUUCUGGAGUUGACAGCACCUCCAGACCUGGACUACUGGUACCACACCUGUAUCUGUAAGGGAAAUCAUCUCAGUACUCCAUGGCAGGA
Messenger RNA from Castor canadensis (American beaver), 3901 nucleotides. Lineage: Eukaryota; Metazoa; Chordata; Mammalia; Rodentia; Castoridae. The record is from RefSeq and is a predicted model, not a curated record.